AUGGCCAGCCCUUCCCCUAUCACCUUCUCCGCCUGCUCCUCCGCUUCCUCCUCCUCAGCCAGCCUCUACUCCAUCCCGCCCGACUCCGAUUCCGUCUCCGACGAUUCUUUCUCCUCCGCCGCUGCCGGUUUCCUCACACCCCUCGAAGACCCCGCCCCCGUCGCCGAGGUCCCUUCCGUUUACCACCUCUCCUUCAACCAGGACUACGGAUGCUUCGUCGCGGGCCUCGACAACGGGUUCCGGAUCUACAACGCCGACCCGUUCAAGGCCCUGUUCCGCCGCGACAUGGAUUCUACUUCUUCCCCCUCUUCCUCCUCCUCGCGCGGCGGAAUCGGGCUCGUAGCCAUGCUCUUCCGAUGCAACGUGCUCUGCUUCGUCGGCGGCGGGACCGAGCCGCUCUACCCGGCGAACAAGGUCAUGAUCUGGGACGACCACCUAUCGCGGUGCUUCGGCGAGCUCUCCUUCCGCUCCGAAGUGAGGAACGUGAGAAUUCGGCGCGACAAGAUCAUUGUCGUCCUGGCUCAGAAGAUUUUCGUCUACAAUUUCGUGGAUUUGAGGCUCGUGCAUCAGAUUGAGACGGCUUUGAACAGUAAGGGGAUUUGUGAGGUUUCGCAUACUUCGUCGCCGAUGGUCCUGGCGUGCCCUGGCUUGCAGAAGGGGCAAAUUAGGAUAGAGAAUUAUGGUUCGAAGAGGACCAAAUUCGUGAUGGCACAUGAUUCCAGGCUAGCUUGUAUGAGCAUGACCCAAGAUGGGAGGUUGCUAGCCACUGCGAGCACUAAAGGCACUUUGGUUCGAGUUUUCAAUGCCUUGGAUGGUUCCUUGCUUCAGGAGGUUAGGCGAGGCGCAGACAGAGCAGAAAUCUACAGCCUUGCAUUCUCCUCGGAUGCUCAUUGGCUAGCGGUCUCUAGUGACAAGGGAACCAUCCAUGUCUUCAGCCUCAAGGUCGAUUCAGGGUCAUUGGCAACACUGACAAAUGAUCGAUCACAAGUGGUGGCUGCUCAGAAUCCUUCCAAUGGUUUGGGCAUUUCAUCUCUUUCCAUCUUGAAAGGUGUGUUGCCAAAGUAUUUCAGCUCAGAGUGGUCUGUGGCUCAGUUCCGAUUGCCAGAAGGCUCGCAGUACCUUGUUGGAUUUGGCCAGCAAAAGAACACGGUUAUCGUCAUCGGACUGAAUGGAAGCUUUUACAAGUGCGAGUUUGAUCCUGCCAAAGGGGGAGAGAUGACGCAGUUGGAACACCACAAUUAUCUUAGUGCCGACAAUUUCUUGAAGCCAGGAGAAACUUUCACCAAGACAAUGUAG
This is a messenger RNA of Linum trigynum, 1296 nucleotides long. Lineage: Eukaryota; Viridiplantae; Streptophyta; Magnoliopsida; Malpighiales; Linaceae. The record is from the annotation of a GenBank genome assembly.